This is a messenger RNA of Aphidius gifuensis, 2391 nucleotides long. Its product is annotated as sodium-dependent nutrient amino acid transporter 1-like. Gene Ontology annotation, cellular component: membrane. The record is from RefSeq and is a predicted model, not a curated record. Lineage: Eukaryota; Metazoa; Arthropoda; Insecta; Hymenoptera; Braconidae. The transcript has 11 exons. Gene Ontology annotation, biological process: sodium ion transmembrane transport. Gene Ontology annotation, molecular function: L-amino acid transmembrane transporter activity. Bases 376 to 2187 code for a protein of 603 amino acids.
CUUGUUAUCUGUCAUUGUGGUUUUUAAACCCAUUUAAACCCCGAUAUUACAUACAAGGAAAAAUUAAUUUUUAAGACAUCCACACAAUCAGCUCAAAGUGUAUUGACAUUUUAACACUCGAAAACAAAAAUACAAUACACAUUGUUUUAAAUUAUCAUUAUCAUUUUUUUUUUUUAUUUUUAACGACAUAUAGCCAAGUGAAUUUUUAUAAAAGCUUUCAUUUUUAAAAAGUCAAGCAACUUUAAAUGUCGUCUCAUAAAAAAAAUUAACAUUGUUUAAAUUAUUUUUUAAAUUAUUCAAUUAUUGUCUAUUACAAGUGUUAAAUGUUGUAUUUAAAUAUUUAUUAAAAUUCAUUAAAUUAUCAAUAUAAAUAAAAUGAUAAAUUAUAAGAACAAAGAUAUAGAUCAAUUUGUGGGAACUCAUGGAAAUUUCAAUUCAUCAAUAAAAAUAAGUCUCGAUGAAAAAGAACAGCCUCAAAAUAAUCAAAAUGUAAAUAAAAAUGAUGAUACUGAUGAUGACAAAAGAUUCGAAUGGACAAAUUCAACUCAAUUUCUAAUGUCUUGUAUUGCCUACUCAGUUGGCUUAGGAAAUGUAUGGAGAUUUCCACAUACAGCAUAUGAAAACGGAGGCGGUGCAUUUUUAAUUCCCUAUAUUAUUGUUUUAUUUAUAAUUGGAAAACCAUUUUAUUAUAUGGAAAUGAUUUUGGGACAAUUUUCAAGUAAUUCGUGUAUUAAAAUUUGGUCAAUAUCACCAGCAUUUAAAGGAAUUGGAUUUGGUUUAACCGUUGCAGUAUUUUCGAUAACAACAUAUUACUGUGCACUUAUGUCUUUGACUCUUUAUUAUUUUAUUGCCUCGUUUGAAUCACCAUUGCCAUGGACAAAAUGUUCACCUGAAUGGGGUGAUACAUGUAUUGAUUCAACAUCAUCAUUUGCAAAUUCAUCAUCAUCAAAUAUUACUAAAAGUAGCUCAGCUGAAUUGUACUUUAGAAAUACAGUUCUCAAAGAAAAUAGUAUAAAUAAUGGUCUUGGUUCUCCAUCAUAUGUGUUGGUUCUAUGUCUUGGAGCAAGUUGGAUAGCAGUAUUUAUUGUUUUAUAUAAAGGAAUUAAAAGUAGCGGUAAAGCAUCAUAUUUUUUAGCAUUAUUUCCAUAUAUUAUUUUGUUGACUCUUCUUGUAAGAGCAGUUACACUUGAUGGUGCUAUUGAUGGUAUCAUUUAUCUGUACAAACCAAAUUGGAGUAUGAUUUUAAAUCCAAAAGUAUGGUAUGCAGCUGUAACACAAGCAUUUUUUUCACUUGGUGUUUGUUGUGGUGCUGUUACAAUGUUUUCAUCUUACAAUAAAUUUUCUCAUAAUGCAACAAGAGAUUGUAUCAUCAUUACAACUAUGGAUUUUCUAACAAGCCUUAUUUCUGGUACAACAAUUUUUGGUAUACUUGGUAAUUUAGCUCAUGAACUUGGAACAGAUGAUUUUAAUUCAGUUGUUAGAUCUGGUACUGGUCUAGCUUUUAUAUCAUAUCCGGAGGCACUUGGAAAAUUUACUAUACUACCAGAAUUAUUUUCAAUAUUUUUUUUUCUAAUGCUAUUUAUUCUUGGUAUUGGAUCACAAGCUGGAAUGGUUAAUGUUGUUAUAAGUGUUUUUAAAGAUCAAUUUUAUAAUGUUAAACAGUGGAAAAUAUCAUUGGGAGUUUGUUUUGCUGGUUUUAUUGUUGGAAUUAUUUACUGCACUCCGAGUGGACAGUAUAUUUUAAAUCUUGUGGAUUAUUAUGGAGGCACUUUUAUCAUAGUUGUCCUUGCGUGUUUCGAAAUCAUUGCUAUUUCAUGGAUAUACGGAAUUGAAAAUUUUUCAGACGACAUUGAAUUUAUGCUUGGCAAAAGACCAAGUUUUUAUUGGAAAUUAUGCUGGAAUUUUUUAACACCAGUUAUGCUUUUUUUGAUACUUUCUUAUUUUUUAUUUACCAUGACACCAAUUCGUUAUAACGAUGAAUAUUAUCCAACAUUUGCAUAUGUUGCUGGUUGGAUGUUACUUGCUAUUGGAGUUGUUCCUUUACCAAUUUUAUUUGGUCUUUUGAUGUAUCGAAAUCAAGAAAAAAGCUGGCAAGAUAUUUGGAAAUCAACAGAAGAUUGGGGUCCAAAAAAUUCAAAAUUACGAAAAGAAUGGAAACAAUUUAAAGAAUUAAAACGUAAAGAAUAAAUUAGUAUGAAAUUUUUUUAUUCUUUAAACUCAACACAGCUUCAAGUAAAUUAACCGAUAAUAGUAUUACAAAUAAUUAAGUGAAAAAUAUUUAAAAACUAAAUGCUUCAUAAAUAUUGGCACCAAAUGUUUUAAAUUUAUCAUCAUCAAUUAAAUUUUGUAGCCAAACUGUUGAAAUAUCAUUACAACUUGAUGAUUCAUUAA